Messenger RNA from Patiria miniata (bat star), 1939 nucleotides. Its product is annotated as cytochrome P450 2J6-like. Gene Ontology annotation, cellular component: intracellular membrane-bounded organelle; cytoplasm. Gene Ontology annotation, biological process: xenobiotic metabolic process. Gene Ontology annotation, molecular function: iron ion binding; heme binding; oxidoreductase activity, acting on paired donors, with incorporation or reduction of molecular oxygen, reduced flavin or flavoprotein as one donor, and incorporation of one atom of oxygen. The transcript is spliced from 5 exons. The coding region runs from base 1 to 1500 and encodes 499 amino acids. The record is from RefSeq and is a predicted model, not a curated record. NCBI's taxonomy places the organism in Eukaryota, Metazoa, Echinodermata, Asteroidea, Valvatida, Asterinidae.
AUGGACUCAUUCUCCGGCUUCGGCCCGCUCGAUGCCCGCUCGAUACUCCUCGGUCUCGUGGUGUUUCUGGUGCUGUAUCGUUUCCUUCGCCGUGCGCCGCUUAAUUUACCGCCUGGCCCCACGGGCUGGCCGGUGCUUGGGUACCUACCACAGCUAGCCACGGCUAGGGACGAUCCACAUGUUGUCUUUUCCAAAUUGGCUGCAAGGUAUGGCGAUAUCAUCAGCGUGAAUUUGGCGGGGACUCUGGUGGUAGUUCUGCACGGGUACCACACCAUCAAGGAAGCCUUCAAUCUCCACCAACUCAGCGCCAGACCCACCCUCUACGUCAGUGAGAGGCUCCGCCCCGGUGUAGGUAUCAUAGCGUCCUCUGGCGAGAUAUGGACUGAGAUCCGGAGGUUUUCCUUGACCGUCCUGAGAGGCUUCGGAGUGGGCAAGUCCAGUUUCGAAGAAAACAUUGCAACGGAGGCAAAGUUCCUGAUUGAGGAAUGGCAGAAGGAAGAUGGAUCCCCGUUCGACCCAAAGCACCUGAUAUCAAGCGCCGUGUCGAACGUCAUCUGCUCCGUAGUCUUCGGUGAGCGGUUCCAGUACACCGACGACAACCUCCAACGUCUUCUCCAAUACUCGGACGACAUCUUGGAUCAGGUCGGGGCAGGGGGCGCCAUCGAAUUCUCGUCCUUUCUCUCGAAACUCACGUUCCUGCCGAGCAUCAGGAGGUACGUGGCGACGGCCAGGCGGUUCAACGAACAGAUCGACUUGAUGGUGCGCGCGCAUGCUGUCGACUACGACGCCGACAGCCUUCGUGAUCUGAUCGACACCUUCCUAAAGCAGAAGGAAGUCAAGGAGUCGACGGCUGGUGGGGAAUCUAAAGUGUUCACCGGGAACAACCUGAAGAAGGUUGUCGGUGACCUUUUCAUGGCUGGAAGUGAGACUACGACCACAACCCUGAGAUGGAGUCUGCUCUACAUGAUGACCUACCCUGAGGUGCAGAGCAGGGUGCAGAAGGAGCUUGAUGACGUCACAAGGAGGAAUCGAUUCCCCCGGAUGUCGGACAGACCUGAUCUACCGUACACAGAGGCAGUUAUCUGCGAACUGCAACGGAUCAGCACCAUCGUACCGCUAGCGGUCCCUCACUGCAGCACCGAAGACAUCACAUUUCAGGGGUACACCAUUCCGAAGGGGGCGAUCGUGCUGUCCAACCUUUGGCAUGACCACUUCGACCCUGCGGUAUGGGAAGAGCCUGAAGCGUUCCGUCCGGAGCGAUUCCGGGAUAAAGACGGCAAGCUGAUCAGCCGUGAAGAGCUGACAGUUUUCGGCAUAGGUCGGCGCAUCUGUCUUGGAGAGCAUCUUGCCAGGAUGGAACUUUUCAUUUUCUUCACUCUGCUCCUGCACGAGUUCACCUUCAAGAAUCCCCCAGAUGCUCCUCCUGUCUCGCUCCAAGCGAUCAACGGAGGUACAUGGGCGCCUCUGAGUUUCAAAGUUUGCGCCGUUCCCCGGGCAUGAGAGCGACAGCGAUAUGCUUCAAAGUUCCGAUAGAAUCGAAAACCAUACUAUUAAACUGACAUCAUAACUCUUUUUAACCUGGGGGAUUUGACGAAGAUUUUUUUUUAAGGGAUACGACCAUUAAACUUGAUCAUAGAAUAGAAUCAUAGAUUCUACCCAAAGAACGACUCAUAGUUUCUGUCCGCUGGAGGAAGCUCCACUACUUCGGAUAUCUGACCAGGGGACGUGCUGCGGAGUUAUAGGAGCAACAAUCCUGGAAGGCAAAGUGGAGGGCAAAACUCAAGAGGCCGACCCAAAGCAACCUGGGGAGACAACAUCAAGGCCUGGACUGGACUGGACUCGGCAUCCACACACAGUGUGGCGCGCCAAAGAUCGCCCAAACAAAGUUGGCUAGUAUACAAAUAUUGAAUGCUUCGAGUGGUGUAGUAAAACUAGCCUC